AUGCAGUCCAUGCCACUGCUUCUGAGGCAGUCGCUUAGGUCAAGUGCCAAUUUUGCGAGGACAUCUCUCCCUAUACGACCACAUUUUUUACCCGCCGCUGGGCGGAACAUUCAACCUGCCAGAGACGUACAGCGGAGCUUCUCGGUCUGCAUACGAUGCCAAUUCCGGUCGCGAUCUCCAUUAUAUUCAUCCCGGGAGAAAGAUACAGCAAAAGACGAAGCAGCUUCUCAGCAGUCAAAGGAUGCAGAGUCAACGCCGACGUCCCGCGAUGAAACGCUAAAGGUAGAGCCAGAUGCAGAGACCCAACGGCCUUCUCUGGCCCCGGGAGAGCAUGAUGUCUUACCAGGGCUCGAUCAAGAUGCAAAGAACGAAGCGAAACCUGAACCAGCAGAGAAGAAGGGACUACCAUCGUACCUGGAAGAACGCCGGUCACAGCUGUCCAAACAAUUUACGGGGAUGAUGGACAACCUCCAAUCCAACAUUUUCGUGGCGGGCCAGCGAUUGAACGAUUUGACAGGCUACUCUGCCAUUGAGGCACUCAAGAAAGACAUACAACUGCAAGAGGAACGACUCCGAGCAGCCCGUCUACGGGUCCGAGAAGCCAAAGAUGCCUACGCAGCCGCGAUAAAUCGACGCUCUGCCUCGCAGCGCGAAGUCAACGAGCUCCUCCAGCGAAAACACGCCUGGUCUGCCGCAGAUCUCGAGAGAUUCACCCACCUUUACCGCAACGAUCACACCAACGAAGUGGCUGAGAUGGAGACACAGGACGCCUUGUCCGCCGCGGAACGAGAGUCCGAAGAGGCAGCGGCGCAAUUGAGCAAGAGCAUCCUCUCCCGCUAUCACGAGGAACAAGUCUGGUCGGAUAAGAUUCGUCGAAUGAGUACGUGGGGUACUUGGGGCCUGAUGGGUGUUAACGUUCUCCUCUUCCUUAUUUUCCAAAUUGCUGUCGAGCCAUGGCGCCGCAAACGACUCGUGAAGGGCUUCGAAGAGAAGGUCAUCGAGGCCAUCGAGAAGGAGAAAGCCAUUGGCCACAUGGAGAUAUUGAACCCUCAAACUGCUCUUGCACCGACUUCGCCCUCCCCCAACCAGGAAGCGGCGGAGACAGCACCUACUUCAACCGCCUUUGAAGACACUCUAACCACCUCUGAAUACACCCCAGCCGUCUCUGGCGAGACCCCAGCCGCCACGGACGAAGCCAUCACAUCCGAACCCGUUGUCUGGGACUCCGAUCCUACACCCACCGUCGUCACAAAUAUCCCCCCCGAAACCGCAACAGAAACAACAGAGGAUAGCGCUCCCAAGAACACAAUGAUCAAUGUCCUCGAGUCCUGCAAAUCUCACCUCUCCCGCAUUCCUCCUCCUCCUGCCUCCCUCGACUCAUGGCGACAGACUCUCAAUGACCUAUUCAGUGACCGCAGUAUCGCCAUUACCCAGCGGGAUCUGACCACUGUGGCUCUUCAGAGCGCUGCUGCCGGUGCAGCUAUCAUGGGUCUAGUGAUUGCUUUGAUUCGACCAUGA
Aspergillus thermomutatus is the source of this 1518-nucleotide messenger RNA. It is a transcript of the gene she9, whose product is annotated as putative mitochondrion biogenesis protein (She9). Gene Ontology annotation, cellular component: mitochondrial inner membrane. Gene Ontology annotation, biological process: inner mitochondrial membrane organization. The record is from RefSeq and is a predicted model, not a curated record. Lineage: Eukaryota; Fungi; Ascomycota; Eurotiomycetes; Eurotiales; Aspergillaceae. The transcript is spliced from 2 exons. Bases 1 to 1518 code for a protein of 505 amino acids.